ACCGUACCCAUAGCAACGAUUACAACAACAAACCAUCAUGUAGCGAGUGAUGUUGCCACUUUACACUUUUUCCAGACUUAGGUUGUGUAGAAGCGAAGUAAUAAGCUUAACUAGAUAGCUAGCUAAGAAAAAAAUGAGUCAAGCCGGUAACCUACGUGAGGAAACGGAGGAGGCUGGACCUUCCGUGGACUCUGAAAAUCCAGAGGAGAGAAUUGCAGCCCGUCGCCUCCGGAUAGCUGCACGAAGUGAAGCCAAGAAAAGACAAGAACUGGGAGAUGACUCCCAUGAAAAGAAAGAAAUCAAAGAGGAGGCCAGGAAAAGCCAGCAUCAAGUGGAACAGAGUGAGAAGCGUAUGAUAAAGCUGCAGAGUGAUGGGACGGAGCUGGUCACCAACAUCCAGGUAGCAGCUGAUUCUAGGGCAUCGCAGCGUCAAACAGAGGUGGAGGAGGCCCACAGACUCAGGGUGGAGAAGCUGGAGAAUGAGGCCAAGUCGAGCCUGGAGAAGUUUGAGGAGAUCACCAGGAAGUGGACGGUGGCAAAGAUGAAGGAGAUCCCCCAGGACCUGAGAGACUCUCUGAGCAGCCAGCAGCAGCUGUGUGCCCUGCUCAUAGAGGACAAGAACAAACUCAUCAAAGAGCUGCAGCAGGAGAUGAAGUUAAGUGACGAUCGCUACGUCAAAGAUCUAAAGAAGCAGGCAGAGGAUGUGGACCUGAUGAUUGAGAGGAUGGAGGACCAGGUCAAGUUUCUGAUGGGCUCCUACAGGAAUGAACUGGACCAGAUAGAGAAUUCCUUUGAGCAUGAGCGGAAGAUCCUACUCACGGGGAACAGGAAGAAAUGGGAACAGUACAUGAAGGAGCGCCGGGACAAAGAGCUGGAGAACGUGAUGCAGAGGAUGAAGAGGGUGGAGGAGUAUGAGGUGUUGCUGCAGCAGCUGAGGACAGAGGAUGCGGAGGAAUACAAUAUGAUCAAGAUCAAACUGGACACAGAUGUUCAGAUCUUGGAGCAGCAGCUGCAGCAGAUGAAGGCUACGUACCAGCUGAACCAGGAGAAGCUGGAGUACAACUUCCAGGUGCUAAAGAAGAGAGAUGAAGAGAACACUAUCACCAAGUCCCAGCAGAAGAGAAAGAUCACCAGACUGCAGGAUGUUGUCAACAACCUGAAGAUCAAGUGUGCCAACCAGGAGAAGCAGUCUCGGGAGGAGAACCAGAACCUCACUGACGACUACACACGCAUCAUGCAACAGUACAAACACAUGCAGAAGAAGAUGAGGCACUUUGCGGCCAUCGAUGCCAAGAAGUUUGAGGAGGUGUGGCUGAUGAAUGAGGAGGAGGUCAAGGCGCUGGUGGAGAAGGCCCUGGAUACGGACCGGCUGGUCCACGAGCAGCAGUUGGGCCUGGCCUGGCAGCGCCCAUCACUGGCUUUCAUGGAGCGCUGCGGCCCCCUCCAGCCCCAGAGACAGGGCCAGAAGACUGCGCACCAGGCCAUCUCCGAGCUGCUCCAGCUUGGGCAGACCAGUGGAUGUAGCAUGGGGAAGGGGAAGUACCAGGAGGCAGGGGUUGGGCCUGAAUCCGGGGUUGGGCCUGGGGCAGAGAGCCCUGGGAUGGCUGUGGAUGUGUAUGACUCAGGACCGGGGCUGGAGAGUGGGAGCAGUGAGGUGGAGAGAGAGAGGGAAGGGAGUGAGGGGGAGCACAGUGGGACGGUGUCGGUGAAGAUGGUCAAGAAGCUCCUGGAGCUGCUGUGUGAUGAGGCGGGUUUUCUGAUAGAGAGUAAACUUCUGAAGCUCCUCUCUCCACUGGAGAAGGAUGAGCAGUCCCUCAUGAAGCUGGACUCCAUCUUCACUGCCAUGGGGAUCGAGAGCGAGGAGGACGUGUACAAGCUGGCGGAUUUCUUCAUGAAGUACAGACAUACGCAAGGGGAGCAGACCCAGGAUGUGUCUGCAAAAUGGGGCGUGGCCAGUCCUCAGAUGGAGCGAGGGGAGUUUACCUCCUCCUGCAGCCCGCCGUCUGACCUCAUCCAUCCCAAUGAUGUCCUGGUGGCCCUGAGGGCCUUCACUGCUCACCACUGCCGGCCCAGAGAGUUAGCUGCCUCUCACCAGCCCAGUAUGCUGGGUCUAGGAGGGAGAGAUGACACUGAAGACGCUGCUUACUGGGAGGCCAUGGGUGACGUCAUCCCUGAGGCCAAACUCAAGAUCUGGGGCGCCCUGGAGACAGCACUUAACAAGUACCACAUCGUUCUGACAGAGAGGUCCAAGUUCAUCACAGACACACAGAGCCUGAAACAACAGAACACAGAGCUACGGAUGCUGCUUCACCAAUACGUCAACUCCAGGGUCAAUGCUGAGCUGGAGAUCCCGCCCAACCUGGUGAUGCAGUUGGCUCCUGAGUGAACAAGCUGACUAAUCAGGAAGAGCACACACAAACCCACAGUGCAGUGGAAAUGCUUCAAUAUUUAAUGAUGAAAAUAAAGCACUUUGUCGACUUA
Messenger RNA from Salmo salar (Atlantic salmon), 2481 nucleotides. RefSeq names its product dynein regulatory complex subunit 1 homolog (Chlamydomonas) (gene drc1). The record is from RefSeq and is a predicted model, not a curated record. NCBI's taxonomy places the organism in Eukaryota, Metazoa, Chordata, Actinopteri, Salmoniformes, Salmonidae. Gene Ontology annotation, biological process: axonemal dynein complex assembly; regulation of cilium movement; cilium-dependent cell motility. Gene Ontology annotation, cellular component: axonemal dynein complex; axoneme.